Messenger RNA from Pomacea canaliculata, 3317 nucleotides. RefSeq lists its product as uncharacterized. The coding region runs from base 1122 to 2081 and encodes 319 amino acids. The transcript is spliced from 8 exons. The record is from RefSeq and is a predicted model, not a curated record. NCBI's taxonomy places the organism in Eukaryota, Metazoa, Mollusca, Gastropoda, Architaenioglossa, Ampullariidae.
GACGACAAGAGUAGAAAAGGUCGACACUACAGUCCGCUGCACAAUGAGACUCCUGAUAACAAGUGGGCGACAUUGCUCUUGAACACACUGGCAACAGAGGAAGGAAGGAGGCAGACAGGAAGACACACGGGAACAGCUACAGCCUUCUCUCGCUACUUUGGUUACAGCGGCCUUGUCUGAACACUUCUACCGGAAGUUCUUCUUGAUACUGAUGCUGCCUGGCCACGCGACACUGUCAAGAUGUAAACAGACUAAAGGAGAUGAAGAGAGAGAGAAGAAAGACACACCAGCAGGAGGGUGUGAGCUGGAGAAGGAGGGAGUGUGUGUACAUGUAUACAAGAAACAAAUGUCUGUGAAGUUGCCAACGCCUGUGUGUUACUGACUGUGAGUGUGUCUGUGAGUGUGUCUGUGUGUUCAAGGUGUCACUGCCAUGCCAGCCACUCCACUUUCUCACUGACCUCAAGACUCCACACCAUGCAGGGUCAAGGCCGGCCUCAGGAGGAAGCGGAAGUGAGGCUCUCGUGUGAGUGAGUUCAUGAAGGGCCGCCGUGACCCGUGUUGAGUGUCUUGACCUAUUACACAACAGUGGCCCUUGUCUUGCUAGCCACUUACAUCCCUUGUCACUGGCAUUGUGUUCAAGUGCAGGCGAGUCUGUAGACCACACGCUUCACAGUAAACGUCCGUAUGUUGCUGCUGGUGACGUCACAGCUGACAUCUAUCAUCUAGCACGUGAUGCAAUAACAACUUAAACACAACUACUCACCUUGAAUAUACUCUGGUCACACUUACAAACACAACUCAGUGUCAUGUCCGUGUCUGGCUAUUGAACUCACAGCUUUGUACUGAGAUAAUCAACACGUCCACCUGUGUCUACAACUCACUAAUUAUGACCUGAGUGGCUCCCCAUACACGAGGUCCUUGUUUUCUGCUCUGUUUCUAAGCAAUUAGCCGACAUUCUGCAAGUGGUGGCAGCCCCCAGAGAGUAUUUAAAUGAUGGAAACUCCAACUGAAACCUACUCUGAUGCCCACGUGCCAGUGUGUUUGUUGUCCACAGGUUGUACUGAAGGAUUUGUUACCAUUUACAGUCUUCGUGUGUUUUACAGGAGCAGCUGAGCCUCGCGAUGGGCGCCGUGUCUGUAACGGUUCUGACUGUGACACUGGCCUUCAGUCUGUACUCGAGGACAAACUCGUUGCCACAGCUGUCACACAGCCAGGAGGUGACUCACAAGUUGACUGAAGGCAAACAACGGUCGACACUCUUAAACAUAGUCUCACAAGAUUCUCAAGCUGACCAGAAGGUUCCAGAAUGCUCUGGUCAACAAAUCACUCAGGAUGCGUUUGUGGCUGACUAUCUGCUGCUCGGCUACAACAGCCUCAAGGGAAACCCUCUAAGGUCAGGUCGUGACCCCGGCUUCACCCUCCCCAUCUUUUCUACUGAGUACAACAGCGGUCACGUGACUCCAGACUGUCGCUCCAACGUACCGGAAGGUGUGAUUGUGUCAUCAGAUGUGUCAUGUGUCACAUCCUUCACCACCAAGGUGGUGGCGACGCCGUACGACCUGACCAAGCUGCUGACUGUCACCGCGCACGUUGGUGAUGUCGGGUGGGGGCCUUCAUUCUCGGCAAGUGACGACUUCAGGACCCUCUCCCACAAACUGCGAGACAACAUCUUGGUCGUCUCAACAGCCACGUGCAGUUCGUACCACGUGACACUUUCACCGCUAGAACCGCCGCCAUUUAGCUCGGUGUUUCUCCACUGGAUCCUCAAACUCACUGACACUGACGACGACGAUGUGUACCUGGAGUUCCUCCACACCUUCGGCACACACUUCGUGUCACGGGCCCGCUUCGGGGCGUCGUUAACUCUCGUGCACACCAUGAAGGACAGCGACUACCAGCGGCAAACACCGAGUCACGUGACGGCGGCCGCCACCUACUUCGCUGCUGCGCGACUUGGACACUCCCUGACCUUGACCCCUCAUCAGCAGCAAGCAGCGGACAAGUUUGCAAAUGAAGUGGAGACAACGACGAUCGCUGUUGGGUUCCUCCACCUGCUGACCUCACGAGUCUCACGUGGCUGACGUCAGUGAGGGAGAACCCUAUGGCCAUCAGUUAUGACCUGACCUCUGUGGAGAGCCUCUUUUCCGAUCCCUUGAUAGGUGAAGACAGUCGUCUACAGCGCUACGCCAUUGAUCACGUCAGGGUCAAGGCCAAGCUCGCGGCUAUGAAGGACAAAUAUUGUCAGAAGCUGAAGAGAGAGGGCCUGGUGCUGGACUGUGAAGACGUUGCGAGGGUAAAGCUGCUUCAAACAAAGCUCAUCGGGCGCUCGAGACUGAGACACGUGACCUCAGCUAACCAGUGUGUGGAGAAAUGUUAUCAACUUCCGGGCUGCGUGGCUGUCACGUAUUGUGCUGAGUGUGACAACAACGAGGUAGGAAACAAGGACUGUCACAUGUUCAGUGCUGACGACAUCCACAGCACCGUGACCGACCCUCAGCGGCAGACGACCAUCUUGACCGACAAACUACAAACACUUCUGAUGCUGCACAACAUCUCGACUGUUGCUGAGUCUGACAACUUCACCGUGACCUCAGCGCGUGAGUGCAUGACCUCGUGCAGUGAAGAUGACUUGUGUGUGGCCUUCACCCUGAGUGACAGUCCCGAGCCCCACAUGACAUGUACUCUCCACUCGGACUCUCUUCUUCUGUCCGUCAAACAGUCAACAGAGAAUAAUGUGUUUUUCCUCGCAUGGCAUCACAAAAGUAUCUCAAGAAUUACACAAACUAACAGUUUUCCUACAUCCUCCUUGACGAAGGACUUGUUAACAGACUGUGUCAUCGACGACGAUUGCUCCAAUGAGAACGCGAUGUGUUCUAUUGGCAGGUGCCUCUGUCUUCCUGGUUUCUUCUUCUCAUCACGUGACAACACAUGUCUGACUACAUGCAGACCACGUGACCUACAAGACACCUUCAUGGAGUAUUCUGAAAGCGAAAUUAAAGGACAUAUUCUUGCCAUUCAAGAUGGAAUAAAUCUGAAAACAUGCAAGAAACUGUGUGUCAGUACUGAUCAUUGCUUAACCUUUGACUUCAGAGACACAGGAGGGCGCUGUGUGCUUCAUGAUGUGACGUCACGUGAGGCUGUGUCAGGAUGGUUUCCUCUGACCAGUACAGGGUGGACUCACUACCAGAGAACUUGCCUGAAGUCAGCCGCCUCCUACCCGGGUCCAGCCUGGUACAACUCGUCUUGUACCCAAGACACGGACUGUCCUGACCCAUUCAGCCUCUGUUCGUUGGGCAGGUGUCUGUGUGUAAACUGGG